CAGAAUCCCAAAAUUUUCUUGAUCUAAGAUAUUUGAGUGCUGAUCCAGUCAAGAAGCAGGGUUAUGGGAAAUACCACGAGCAUCGCCACCGGGCGGGACUGCUUGGUCAAUGCCGUCGGGGGUAAUCAAGCCCUCGUCGCAUUUCAAGACCAGCUCCUUUAUCAGACCACCGCAGUCGAGGCAUACAAUCUCAAUAUCCCGGUGUCUCCGGCAGCGGUCACAUUUCCCGAGACCUCGGAGCAGAUAGCGGCAGUUGUCAAGUGCGCAUCGGAACACGACUACAAGGUGCAAGCUCGCAGUGGGGGUCACAGCUUUGGUAAUUAUGGCCUUGGAGGAACAAAUGGCGCCAUUGUGGUCGACAUGAAGAAAUUCGACCAAUUUUCCAUGGACGAGUCGAGCUACGUCGCAACCAUCGGCCCCGGCACUACCCUAGGCGACGUCGACACCGAACUUUACAACUCAGGAGGCCGGGCAAUGGCUCACGGUAUCUGUCCAACAAUCCGCACUGGUGGCCAUCUCACUGUGGGUGGUUUAGGACCUACAGCACGCCAAUGGGGUCUUGCGCUCGACCACAUUGAAGAAAUUGAGGUUGUUUUGGCAAACUCAAGUAUCGUCCGUGCAUCCCACACCCAGAACCAGGAUAUCUUGUUCGCCGUUAAAGGUGCUUCUGCUAGUUUCGGUAUUGUGACUGAGUUCAAGAUCCGUACGGAGCCGGCGCCGGGUUUGGCGGUUCAGUAUUCGUACACAUUCAAUCCGGGUAGUGCUGCCAGCAAGGCGAAGCUAGUCAAGGACUGGCAAGCGUUUAUUGCCCAAGAAAACCUGACUUGGAAGUUCUAUUCCAACAUGAACAUUAUCAACGGCGACAUCAUUCUCGAGGGUAUCUUCUUCGGCAGUAAGGAGGAAUUCGAUGCCCUCGAUCUGGAGAACCGGUUUCCCCCCAAGAACCCAGGAAAUAUCCUCGUCUUGACCGAUUGGCUCGGAAUGAUCAGCCACAGUCUCGAAGACAUAAUCCUCAAAGUCGCCGGCGGUCUUCCCACUUAUUUUUAUGCGAAGUCCCUCGGCUUUACUCCUCAAGCACUUAUUCCUUUAUCCGCAAUCAAUGGCCUUUUCGACUACAUUGAAAAAAAUAAACCCGACACUCUGGCCUGGUUCAUCACGCUCAGUCUCGAAGGCGGUGCUGUCAACAAUGUCCCUGCCGAUGCCACUGCAUACGGCCACCGCGAUGUGCUUCAUUGGGUACAGAUAUUUGCCGCAAACCCUCUGGGACCUAUCUCGCAGACCACAUAUAAUUUCAUCGAUGGCCUUUACAAUAUUCUGGCAAAUGCGGUGCCGGAGAGUGCUGAGCAUGCUUAUCUGGGUUGCCCGGAUCCGCGAAUGAAGGAUGCUCAGAAAGCAUACUGGAGAAAUAAUCUACCGAGGUUGGAGGAGCUUAAGGCGGAGUUAGAUCCGAAGGAUACCUUCCAUAAUCCGCAGGGAGUGGCUGUUGCAUAAAUCAUUAAUGAAUCAAUAAUCUAUUACGAUAGUUAUGUAAUAGAUGGUGGCGCCUGUUGAUAUCCAUGCCCUAUGGGAUAGACGCUGGUAAUGGAGCAGCUAAUACAGGAAGUCCCUACUUGAUACAUAAUCGAAAAACCUUGAGAGUUGUCAACUUGAAUCCCCGAAACCAUCUGAAAUCGGGAUGUGAAUAGCAAGGGUAUUAGUUUAAAUAUCAUGCAGGAUUGGAUAAUGUGAUCCGAUACCAGUGACAACAAUCCUUGUUCUGUCAGAAAAGUCAUUACAACUUGGUUAAUUUUGAAGUAGAAAACUAAAUAAGC
Molecule: messenger RNA, 1811 nt
Organism: Aspergillus ruber CBS 135680
Lineage: Eukaryota; Fungi; Ascomycota; Eurotiomycetes; Eurotiales; Aspergillaceae
Product: FAD-binding oxidoreductase
Exons: 2
Coding region: 64-1491 (475 amino acids)
Molecular function (GO): oxidoreductase activity; FAD binding
Source: RefSeq, a predicted model, not a curated record